AUGAUCUUGGAAGUGUCAUUGAAUGAGGUCUGUGCGCUCUUGGUCUUCGGUAUUUCGCUACUUACCGCUUGGAAUGCCAACGCCAAUGGUUUUGUAUGGGACGAUCGUACUGCAGUCUUGACCAAUGACGACGUGCAACAUAGCAAUUUAAUGGAAGUUUUUUCCCAUGACUUUUGGGGUACGCCCAUCCAAUCUAUCCAAAGCCAUAAGAGUUACCGACCUUUAACUGUAUUAAGCUUCCGACUGAAUUAUCUUAUGGCCAAGGGACAUAGUGCUUGGCUUUAUCACUUUACGAACACGCUCGUGCAUGCCAUGUGCGCGGUACUCGUGUGGAAGGUAGCAAACGUUCUCUUUCAGCAACAUCAAAAUCGAAUGAUGGUCUCGGGUAUCAAGGAAAAACCACGAGGUUGUUCGUUGAUGAAUAGAAAUAAGAGCUUAACAUUAUUGAUGGAAGAAGGAUGGGAGAACUCUGUAGGGGUGUUGACAACUGGGUUAUUGUUUGCAGUCCAUCCGAUUCACUGUGAUGCAGUAGCAAGUAUAGUUGGACGAGCUGAUUUAUUGUGCACACUCUUUUCAUUAUCAGCCUUUAUAGUGUAUGUUGAUGGCGCACGAAAACUUGACACGUCUUGGGGGAGGGUGAUGGUUGCUUUAUUACUGACGAUAACGGCAGGGUUGUGCAAAGAGCUGGGAUUCUCCACGUUUGCACUAUUGAUAGUCUAUGACUUAUUAAACUUUCAAUGUUACCAACGAAUGGAAAGAUCAUGGCAAGUGGUACAAAAGCGAGUUCUUGUUGUGGGUAUUGUCGGGCUGGUUGCCGCGUUGAUACGCGUGUUGAUCAAUGGGGAACAUCAACAGAUGGAAUGGAAUAUUCUUGCUAAUAAUGUCGUAGUGCAAGAAAGCAGAUUGACUCGAAUGAUGUCCUAUGCGCAUGUGCACGCAUGGUAUCUGUGGAAACUUGUGUGGCCACGGUGGCUCUGUUUUGAUUAUGGAUACAACACUAUCUCGGCUGUUGAGUUGAUAACAGAUUUUCGAAAUUUACUCACACUAAUUGCGUACACUAUUGUAGGAGUCAGCUUACGCCAUGCUUUGCUUCAAUUGUCGGGAUCGAAUAAAACCCCCGCGUCGUCCUUGUUUAUGAUGAGUAUAGCUUUUGGAGUGAUUCCAUUUUUUCCAGCAUCAAACAUAAUCUUUCCAGUUGGUACCGUGGUUGCGGAACGAUUAAUGUAUUUCCCAAGCGUUGGAUUCUGUCUUCUCGUUGGAUGCAUUGCUGACCAAACGCUCACAAUCAUACACAAGUAUAUUCGACAGGAUACUUCCGUCGAAGGCAGUAACCGUUUGAACCAGUUUGGUAUAAGCCUCGCCAAGCCAAAGAUUUUUUUUGGUGCAGCUCGAAUCGUAAUGCUCAUUUGCGGUACAAUGACGAUCGCUGCGGGAUGCUACCGAAGUCAUUCGCGCAAUGCUGAUUGGAUUGACGAGCAAACGCUUUUUAGAGUGGCCGUUGACGUUGCGCCAACAAACCUCAAAGUUCUUUCGAAUGAAGCUAAAAAUAUCCUCAACUUAGAUCCAGAAAAGGCUCUCGGCUACCUGCGAGUCGCAAUCGGCAUGUUGCCAAAGUUUAUUGAGAGCCAGACAAAUGCUGGGCUUGCUUUUGUUACACUUGCAGCCAGAAACACCUCAAACGAAGAUUUUCACCUUUAUGGAAUUCGUCAUCUCUACAAAGCAGCGAUGCUUGCACCAGACACUUACCAAGCUCUCGGAUAUAUUGGUGUUGAAUUGUACACACACUGGACAAGAACGUUACAAACACACACUGACGAGUCUUCACUCGAAGACUUUUACGGAAGCGGAUCUAUCAAGCAUGCGACAGCAUAUUUGGACCUCGCAAUCAAUCGCAACACUUCCUAUCCAACCCAUUAUUACAAUCGAGGGAGCAUUGCCUAUGAAUGUGGAGACUUCGACAAAGCUAUUUACUUUUUCCAGAUGACUGAAAUGGCUAAUAACAUUGUUCGCGAUCGACAACUCGAUCUUGAAUUACUUGUUGAAGCCUCUUCUAUCUACAAUAUGAUUGGCAUAUCGUACAGGAAAAUGGGGGAUGUGGAUAAGGCUUUAGACAUACUACGAAGGGGCAUUGAGCUCUACCCAGAAGAAACAGAUCUUCAGAUAAAUGCUGCUUUAAUACUUAAGGAUAUGGGCAACCAUAAAGAGGCUGAUGAACAGCUUAAAGCUGCCUUGGUUGCUGCAACAAAGUGUGAACAUGUCGGGAAAUUGCUUAGAUCAGCAGAAAAGUUGAAUAACACGAAAACGAUAGACUUUGUGGGAGCAUUGCUGGAUCGUGCGGCAACACUUAAGCGUGAUUGUCCAUGA
Plasmopara halstedii is the source of this 2364-nucleotide messenger RNA. Its product is annotated as FOG: TPR repeat. Gene Ontology annotation, biological process: protein O-linked glycosylation via mannose; endoplasmic reticulum unfolded protein response. Gene Ontology annotation, molecular function: protein binding; mannosyltransferase activity. Bases 1 to 2364 code for a protein of 787 amino acids. The transcript has a single exon. The record is from RefSeq and is a predicted model, not a curated record. Lineage: Eukaryota; Oomycota; Peronosporomycetes; Peronosporales; Peronosporaceae. Gene Ontology annotation, cellular component: endoplasmic reticulum.